AUUAAAUUACCUGGAUAUUGGAGUUAAGAAGUAUCGUAACUGUCAGAACCUUUAUCCAAAUCAAAUAAGUUACAAACUCUGCUUAAGGAUUUGUUAAAUUUUGUGAUGUUACAUGUUUUAGGGAUUUACUUAAAACCUAAUGUGACAUAAUCUUAGGUCCUAUUUUGGAAUAAAGGAGAUAAGCUGGUACCUGCAUUUAAGUUGUGCCAUUUAAAGUGUGUUUCUGCUAUGUUUUAAUUAUGGAGACACCCUUCUGUAAAAGGUUUGCCAAAAAUCACUGGAUUGCAGGAUUUAUUGAAUCAAGCAGCUUAAAACAUGAUGGACCAGAGCACUAUGGUACUAUGAAGGCUAAAAGAGGGAAGUAUAGAUUGAGUCCAAAUGAAGAGGCACAGCUAGUUAAAGAUGAAACUGAGCGAAGACGUAAACAGAGAAUUAUACAAGUAAGAGAACAGUCCAAGCAAAAUGCUGAAAAGAUAAGACAAGCUGUUAAACUAGAAAGAGACAGACAAGUUACUAAAUUGGCUGUAGAAUUACAGAAUCAGUUAGAAAAAGAGAAAGAUGAAAAAGUUAGGAAGUUAGAGACUCAGUAUGAAAAUUCAUUGAAAAGCAUAGGUCAAGGUCAUAAAGAGGCAGUCGAACAAUAUGACAGAACUGAAGAAAGGGAACUUCUACAGAAGGAAGAUAACAGAAGAGCUGAAGCAAGGGGAUCAGCAGCCAUGGACAAACUCAAAAGGGAAAGAAUGUUUCGCGAAUUUGAAGAAACAAAACAAAUAAAAGCUAGACAAGCUGCUUUAGAGGAAGAGAGAAAAAGAGCUGCUAUGAUAGCUUCAUUGCCACCACCAGAUCCUGAUCCACUUCUAGAUAUCAACAUACCAACAAAAAAACCAGUAAAGAUGACUGAUGUAGAUAAUUUUACAACAACACAUUACCAUAUUUUAGAACAAUAUUCCAUUGAUAAGGCUAAUCCUGUAACACAGGAAGAUGCGCGAGCAGCGGCUGAGGAAGAAGAGCGGAGAAUUAGGGAGAGAUCUCAGGAGUUAGUCAGACUGAGUAAUGACAGAAUGGCCAGGGCGAGAGUCAGACAUAAUAAUGCUCUGGAAAAAGAAAUACUUAGUCAUGACUAUGAUAAGAUGCUGAUGGACCUUAGUGAUUUACAGAGAGCAGACAGAGAAAGGAGGUUACAUGUUGUUGCAAACAUUCCGAAACAAGUUUUUGAGCCACCUCACAGAAGGAUAGAAGACAGAGAAGACCACCAAAGAAAUUUAGAAACAGCAUUUGAAGACAUGUACAUGGCUCAAACAGAUUAUGUAGGUGAUUUAAGUUUAGCACUAGACCCACACCCACCUCCAGAGACACCUUCUACAACAGAAUCAUUAGAGGUAUCCAUAAUGACAGAUGGAACACCUGUCCAGGAACCUACAUUACCCAGAAUUCCACCAGUUCUUAGAGAUAUGACUAAUAUACCAAGAGCACAGGGAGAAAAGUCACCAGUAAAGAAACCAGAAAAAGUGUUGAAGAAAUUAAUGGAUAAAAUAAAAUCCCAAAGAGAUGAAUGGAUAUCUAAAUCUAAUGUUGAUCUCAAUAUUCCUGAUGAUACUACAACUAAGGUACUUGAACCUGGUAGACAUGUUCCUGGUACUGAAACAGAUGAGGUUCCUACCAAGCUUAGUGCUCCUGAAAGUACAGGAGACAUAUCUGUUGACUCAGUAUUAGAACAACAGAAAGAGUUAGAUCCGAUACUAAAUCUGAUGGCGUACGGUACUAACAUGAUAAACCAAAAACGAGUGUUAGAGGAGAAAUUGAAAGCUCUAGAAGGGGAGCAUGCUGCUUACAAACAAACAGCCAAAUCUAGACUAGCUCAUAAUGAAGGGUAUCCUCCAAUACAUACCCAGCUAAUGAAUGGACAUGCUACAUCAAGAGAACAGAUGUCCUCUAGAUAUUCUUGGUCUGUACCCCAAAGUAUGCAUCAACCUCCAUUGUCAACUGGUCCCAUCACAGCAAAACCAUAUUUGACAACAGCUGGUACUGCCCAGCCACAAAUACAACAGCACAUGCCAGUUCAGCAUACUGACAGAAUUGGUAUGACAGUAUCAGAACAACCAUAUCCCAUACCAGUUACUCUGUUGCCAAGAGAACCAGUUGUAUCAUCAUUACCAAAGCAGUAUAUUCCUUUGUCUCAUAGACAACAGGGUGACAUGCCACCACUGUCAUCGGUAAAUGUGAGUAGUAGAAUUCAGCCUCCAGCCUACACCUCAGCCCUCUCACAGAUCCUAACCCAGCAUGAAGCUGGAAGUUUUGGAGUGAGGCAGCCAGCAGUACAGUCGCAGCAACAAUAUAUUCCGCCCAGUGUAGCACCAGUUUCUGUGUUUAGUCAUGAGUCUGUUCAUCAUCCUUCAUUGUCAAUGAGUUCAUUAUCUGGGUCGUCUGGAGAGUAUUACCCACAAACUUUUCCUACUCCAUCUCUUCCCAUUCCAUCCACAGUUGGUCUGAUACCAGUAACAUCCUAUGCUGCUCAACAAGACCACUCUAAAAAGAUUAAAGAUUAUCAACAAUACUUACUACAACGUCAUGAACAAAGUAAAAAAGUGCUUGCUGAUACCAGAGCUGAAAUUGAAAAAAGGCGACAGGAAUUACUACAGAGAUUUCCACAAUUAGCUGGUCAAUCUCCUGAAACAAACAAAGGAGAUGAACAAAUCACAGCAGCAGAUAGUCGAGCAAAUAUUCCUCCCCCACCUGAGGUAAGCCAGACAAUUGCACAAACAACAGAACUAUCACCAAGUAAGACAGCUAUAUCUUCACUUGUGACACAACUUGCUUCAGAUCCAUACUAUGCACAAAGAUUGGGAAUUGGGAAAGAGAUAAACAGUAAACCAGAACUAAGUCAGACUAAUAAUAAAUUUAGAGAUGUUAAAAAGUCUCUUCCUUUUGAUGAAUCUCUACAAGAAUCACCUUACACUCAGGUUCAUGAUUCUGGUGGAAAAUUUAGACAAACAGAAUUUGACUCUACAAUGGAAACAGAUGAUAGAAGAGAUUUAGAUGAUACAGUAAUGUCAUCAUCUACAGACAGAGGGAGCCCUAAAUUACCAAUGAAUGGAAGACGAUCAGCCCAGUCAGCAGAAUCUGAUAUGGAUACAUCAAGUCAGAGUACAGGAAGAGAUCAAAAUGAAAUAUAUGAUAACAGACAACAGGAGUUAAAGAAGCAAUUAGAGGAAAUACAGAAACAGAAAGAGGCCAUAUUACAGAGGCAUGAUAUGGCACAUCUUAGACUACAUGCUGAACAGGAAAGACUUAAAUACCAGAUGGCAGAGGAAGAGAAAAGAUUGACUCCUGAUUUCACUUCAGAAGAUUCAACAACAGAGGUAGACACUGAUGAGGAAAGAAGAGGAGAUAUCUUGACAACUAAACACCUGAGAGGUCCACCGCAGAAACAAAAGUUAAAUCUUCUUGGUGAACAUAGACCCCAUGAGCUUAGUACCAUACAGGAGGUAGAUACUCCAAGGAGUGCACAGAGAUCUUUAGAAUCUGGAAAGCCAAGCCUUUCAUCUAGUGGCAGUUCAGUGUCAAGAAGAUCAUUGGAUUCCUACCACUUGUCCACAGGAACUAUCCCAGAGGAAAAGGAACCACAAGAACAGUUUGUCACACCCACCUAUCCUAGGACUGCAGGAGAGACUGGCUACCAAACUCAGCAAAUUGAACAGAUACUUGAAAGAGCUAGAGAGUUUGACCCUAGUGUUGUAGAUCGACUGAAGCAACAAACCAAUGAUAUUUUUGCUAAUAUUGCUACACCCCCACAGAAAGGAGGCACCCCAGGGAGUAACAUGUCAUUAUCCAUGGGAUCACUUACUCCUGAUUCUUUAUCAACAGGUCCUAUUAGUGACAGUAAUGUAUCUACGCAGUAUAACUCUCCUUCAGAUGCCCCAGCUUUUAAGGUUGUCAAUCAAAAGGGAAGAGACAAUAGCCGUAGUGACAGCUCAUACCGUAGCGGAAUGUCAUGGGCUGAUGAAUUAUCAAGCUACAGUGGACAAUAUCAUUCCAUGAAGAUGGACGACAGUAGUAAAACAUCAGCAGAUUCUAGACUGGAACCAAGUUCUAGGGUGCUUAAUUCUUCUAGUCAGGAAAAACUCAACCAUCAAGCGACAGAUGAUAGACGACCAAGUAAAAGUCCAGUGGACAGGAAAUAUGAUGUAUUUCAUAUGAAAAUAGAACAACCAAAUAUAGAAAAACCUGGCAGCUCAUUCAAUAGUCGUAACUUUAAGCAUGUAGAUGAAAGUAUUUCUUCUGAUUCUUCCAGUAGGUUGAAUAUACAAGAACUGUCAGAAAUAACUCCUUUAGAGAGAUCAAAUAAACAAGGUGAACUUUCUCAGUAUCCAUUACUUGAAAAAUCUGGACAGAUGGAACAGUCUUCCAGUGAUGAUCGUUCAAGGGGAUAUACUUCAAGUUCUGCUGUUAAUGAAUCAUCUGCUAGAGAAUCCCCAUUGGGCGGUGCUGAAGACAAUGUUGAAGACAGCAAACUUCUGAGAACUGGUGAAAGCUUAGCAUCAACUGCUACAUCUGCAAGUAGUUACAUGGAUCUAGAUGCUGUGAGUGGAAUAAAUAGACCUUUUGAUUUCAUUGGUCAGUUUAAAUUCACUGCAAAAGAUCACUCAGUGCCUAAUUCAAGUGAUGAUUUAAUAGAUCUUGAUUCCAGCAAAUAUACAGAAAAGGGUGGUUUUACCAGCACACCAUACACAACAGAAAAUAAGAUGUCAUCACAACUAUUGUCAGAACCAUCUCAGUAUGAUUUGACUCCAGGAGACAUCCAAGUAAGAAGUGGAGCUAUUCCUCAAUCUUUUGGCAUCAGUUCAAACCAAACUCCUGCAUUUGUUUCAAGAAGUGGUGAGUUUGGAUCUGAUUUCUCGGACCAGGGGUCUGGUGAAAAGAAAGUUGGUGUCACAUUAAGUCAGUAUAGUUUAAAAUCUGAUACACCAGGAGUUACUUUGAUUGGUAAAGAACUAAGUCAGUACACCAUUGGGUCAGAAAAUGUGUCACCACUUAGUCAAUAUAGUAUUGAAACCACAGAAAAUAUUUCACCUGACCAAGCAAUUAAAUCUUUAUCCCAGUAUAGUUUGGAACCUUCUGCUAGCCAAGACACCAAAGAUGAUUCCUCACUUAGUCAACAUAGUCUUGAUCCAUCAAGGCAAAUAUCUGGCUUCAGUUUAUCAAAGGGAGACAAAUCCAUGACACAAUAUAGCUUUAGCACUGAUUUAACUGCGGAGACAACUCAGUCUUCAGGACAUGAUCAUGUUGAUGGACAUUUAAGUCAAUAUUCACUUCAAACAAAUGAAAAAUCUUUGACCCAUGGAAAGCUAAGUGACUCAGAUUUAAUGCAUACUUCAAAAAUGCCUGCUACAGAUAAUUUGUCUCUCAGUCAGCAUGCAUUAGAUUCUACAAAUGAUGAUAAUGACAGCAUUGUAGAGAAAAAAUUUGCAAAUUUGGACAAUUUGAUACGGGAAUCUCGAGAUCUCAUUGCAAAACACAAAAAGUUAAUUACAAAAAACAAAGAAUGGGAAGAACAAUCAACAGAAUCUACGCCUGAAAGGAAAAAUGAUAAUCAGAAUAGCAACAAUAACAAUUUGAUUGAAAUGAUGGGCCUGAGAUUAGAGCCAGAAGUGAUAUCAACAAAGCUAGAGACAUCAGAGUCAAGUUUUAAUGUGACAGAUGAUGUAAGUCCAAUGAUGAUCACAGCUUCUAGUGCUGAUAUGACACAGGACCACUUCAAGACAGUUGAUUCUCUCUCUAUAGAUAAUAGUGUCGGACACAAGUUUGGAGAUUCUGCUCUAUCACGGUUGUCACAGCUUGACACUACAGCAGGUAUUUCUGAUGAACCAGACUUGACAUUGGUAACAGAAAGUUCCGAAGUCAGCAUAAAUCAAGAAGGACAACUCACUCAUCGAUCAGAGUGUAGCAAUAAUGAUGAUUCAGUAUGGUCAUUUGAACAACAUGAGCAAAGUGCAAGGAGUUCUCCAGACAUAACAGAGAAUGAUUUUCCUGAUUUACCUCAGGAUAAAGGGGAAGAGGAGGACCACUCAGGCCUUGCUGGUCAGACAUUACAAGAAUCAUUUGAAAGAAGACAGCAAUCAAUGCCUUCAGUGAAACGAGAUGCAGGGGAAGAUGUUGUGUUUAGAGCUGUUCCUGUUGUAGUCAGUCCAACAUUAUCAUUUUCUAUGAAAUUAAACUCUGAUAUAAAACCAAAGGCACCAUUAACAUGGGCAUCAGAAUUAUCAGGGGAACAAGAACUACCUGCUUUGGCAGCUGGUGCAAGACCUAGUUUUAAGCUUGCUGAACCAAAGCAUGUAUCUAAGAAGGAUUCAGUUAAUAAAAAAUCUGAGAAGCCAGUGACAGCAGUUUCCAAGUCAAAGUCAUCAGGAAAUUUGAAUCCAGCUCUUCAGCCUAGAAGUGCAGGAUCUGUCCCAUCAAUUUCAACAUCUAGUGGUGAUGAGAAAUCUCUAGGACAUUCUAAAUCUGCUGGUAUUAUUAGUCUUGGGGAUUUCUUGAAAAGGCAAAUUUCCAAUGAAGAUGACAAUUCAGCAAAAUCUGAAUCAUUUUCUCAGAAAAAUAACUCUGCUUUGGUAACAACAAAGAAUAAGCCAGGACCUAGUAUCAAUACUAAACCAGCUUCUGUGAGUAAAUCAUCUCCAUCUUUCUAUGGAAAGGCAAAGGAGUCAUCAAAAGUGUCAUCAUAUAGCAUAGGAAAGAAGGCAGAAACAGGAACCAGUUUGAGUGGGAAACCAGGAAUAUAUGGGAAAUCUCAGGGAGGAAAACCAGCAGGAAAUUCUCAUAUGUCUAAAACAUUGUCUUCAUGGAAGAAAAGUAGAGCUGUAAAAUCAUCAGGGCCUCCUCCACCACCAAAGCAAUCUUCUCAUUUUCCAAAUGGAGUUACAGAAUUCCCUAAACCAAGUUCCAGAAGUGAAGAGGAUGAAGCUUAUGAACGUCGUAUGAGGGCAUACAACCCUCGAUUGUUUAGAUUACAAAAUAGACUGGGUAUAGAGGAACCUGAGGAAACCCCAAAUGAGGAGAAAAAGAAGAGUCCAAAGAGUCGAGAGACAACAGAGGAAAAACAAAAAAGGGCUGCAGCUAGUAGAGAUAAAGUCAAAGAAUUCCAAAAGAGAAUGAUUCAGCUGUUUACUAUCAAUGCCCCAAAGACAGCAAAGCUUCAAGAAAACAUGAGAAAGAAACAACUACAGAAGAAGCAGAGCUCAUGACCAAUCAGAUAAGGGUUGCCACAUUGUGACGCAUAUAACGAGGAGAGAAAAAUAAUAUAGAUACAUGUAGGACAAAUAUUUCUUUAGAAAUGUACUGCUAAUAUCAAAGUCUAAUUAGAAAAUGAAGAAGUUUUUCUUGUUUUCACAGAAUAUAUAACAUUUAGCAUACCUGAUAUGUAUAUUUCACAAAGGAGCCUUUACCAGUUUUUUUUGGUUUGGUUUGGUCAAUUGACAUGUUAGAGAAACUAGAAGCUUGUAAAGUUGUAUCAUAAAUGUUAUUUAUUAAUUUGAUUAAGAUAUGCUUUUAUAUCUUGCCUGAAAUAAUAUUUGUAAUACAUGUAUAUUGAUUUUUGGAAAUGAUAUUAACCUUUGAUGGUUUUUCAUUAAUCUUUUAUUUUAUAUCAGUGUUUAUAGAAGUUGUAAUACAUCAUGGUUAUGAAAAAAGGAACAAAAUAAAAGAACUAUUUUAAUUCAGUUUAAUUUUUUUACUUCUAGUUUAUUAUUGAAAAUAACUAUUUAGUUGUGAAGUUUUUACUCUUGUUUAAAUCUGACCAAUAUGAAGAGACAUAUAUAUGUUAAUUGUAAAUUUAGUUUUAUACAUAAUAAUUCUAAUGGGCACAUAGAUUAAUAGAUUUUGGAGAUAGGCUGAAAUAGAAUUGUUAGUGCUGUAAUUUAUUUUUGUAUAAAGAACUGCCAGAUGGAGUGUGUCGAUUCUGUGAUAUUAUAAUAUAAUUAUUGGUAUUUUUAUAUGCGAAAUAAAAAUUUAAAACUGAA
Mytilus californianus (California mussel) is the source of this 8015-nucleotide messenger RNA. RefSeq lists its product as uncharacterized. NCBI's taxonomy places the organism in Eukaryota, Metazoa, Mollusca, Bivalvia, Mytilida, Mytilidae. The transcript is spliced from 24 exons. The coding region runs from base 240 to 7241 and encodes 2333 amino acids. Gene Ontology annotation, cellular component: centrosome; cytosol; centriole. Gene Ontology annotation, biological process: regulation of centriole replication. The record is from RefSeq and is a predicted model, not a curated record.